GAGGCGCUAGGCCUCAACCUUCCCACCUCUCCACCCCGGUAGUUUUGGGAGGUGAUCAGCGACGAACACGGCAUCGACCCCACCGGCACGUACCACGGGGACAGCGACCUGCAGCUGGAGAGGAUCAAUGUCUACUACAACGAGGCCACCGGAGGGAAUUACGUCCCCCGCGCCGUGCUGGUGGACCUGGAGCCCGGCACCAUGGACUCCGUCCGCUCCGGCCCCUUCGGCCAGAUCUUCCGACCUGACAACUUCGUGUUUGGCCAGUCGGGAGCCGGCAACAACUGGGCGAAGGGUCACUACACAGAGGGCGCGGAGCUGGUGGACGCCGUCCUGGACGUGGUGCGCAAGGAGGCAGAGAGCUGCGACUGCCUGCAGGGCUUCCAGCUCACGCACUCGCUGGGCGGUGGCACGGGCUCGGGCAUGGGCACCCUGCUCAUCAGCAAGAUCCGCGAGGAGUUCCCCGACCGCAUCAUGAACACCUUCAGCGUGGUGCCCUCGCCCAAGGUGUCCGACACCGUGGUGGAGCCCUACAACGCCACGCUGUCCGUGCACCAGCUGGUGGAGAACACGGACGAGACCUACUGCAUCGACAACGAGGCCCUGUACGACAUCUGCUUCCGCACCCUCAAGCUGACCACGCCCACCUACGGCGACCUCAACCACCUGGUGUCGGCCACCAUGAGCGGCGUGACCACCUGCCUGCGCUUCCCGGGCCAGCUCAACGCAGACCUGCGCAAGCUGGCCGUGAACAUGGUGCCCUUCCCGCGCCUGCACUUCUUCAUGCCGGGCUUUGCGCCGCUCACCAGCCGGGGCAGCCAGCAGUACCGCGCCCUCACCGUGCCCGAGCUCACCCAGCAGAUGUUCGACGCCAAGAACAUGAUGGCCGCGUGCGACCCGCGCCACGGCCGCUACCUGACGGUGGCCGCCGUCUUCCGGGGCCGCAUGUCCAUGAAGGAGGUGGACGAGCAGAUGCUCAGCGUGCAGAGCAAGAACAGCAGCUACUUCGUGGAGUGGAUCCCCAACAACGUGAAGACGGCCGUGUGCGACAUCCCGCCCCGCGGCCUGAAGAUGGCGGCCACCUUCAUCGGCAACAGCACGGCCAUCCAGGAGCUGUUCAAGCGCAUCUCCGAGCAGUUCACCGCCAUGUUCCGGCGCAAGGCCUUCCUGCACUGGUACACGGGCGAGGGCAUGGACGAGAUGGAGUUCACCGAGGCCGAGAGCAACAUGAACGACCUGGUGUCCGAGUACCAGCAGUACCAGGACGCCACGGCGGAGGAGGGCGAAUUCGAGGAGGAAGCCGAGGAGGAGGUGGCCUAGGACCCCCGCUCGCUUCUUGUCCGCCCCACAGCUUGGCUUUGACCCCUGGGCGCCCUCCCUGCAGAGCACCCCAACCCCAGCAGCACCCAAAUCGCUGAGUUCCCUAACCCACAUUUGACCCCUGAACCCCGCUUUUAUCUCUGAGCCCCCUGGAAUUCUUCCAACUUUGGCAUCCCUGUGAUCCCUGCUACAUGCCUCUGAAAACCCCACCUUCAACUUUAUCAGCCCUCUUUCUCCCCGACCCCUUCACCUUUGAUUGGCCCCCGAAACUCCAUUACACGCCUAGACCCUCAAGACCUGGAUGACUUUCGGCCCUUGUCCCAGAGCUGCCUUUGCCUCUUUGACCCCAUGAGCCCCAGCUCCCCUCUGACCCCCAGCUGCUUCCUGCUUCUUCCCUGACCUCAUUCUCCUGUCCCCUCAGCUCCUCCCACCUUGGCUGACUUAGGGGAGAUCAAAGGCCUGCAGCCCUGAGAAAGAGGGGUCCUCACCAUGAGCCCCACCAUCCUCUCCCCCGCCUCGCCCUCCAUAAAUAAAGGAAUUGUUUCCCUGG
Molecule: messenger RNA, 1870 nt
Organism: Fukomys damarensis (Damara mole-rat)
Lineage: Eukaryota; Metazoa; Chordata; Mammalia; Rodentia; Bathyergidae
Gene: Tubb4a
Product: tubulin beta 4A class IVa
Exons: 3
Coding region: 202-1320 (372 amino acids)
Biological process (GO): microtubule cytoskeleton organization; mitotic cell cycle
Cellular component (GO): cytoplasm; microtubule
Molecular function (GO): GTPase activity; GTP binding; structural constituent of cytoskeleton
Source: RefSeq, a predicted model, not a curated record